Messenger RNA from Kazachstania africana CBS 2517, 456 nucleotides. RefSeq names its product D-tyrosyl-tRNA(Tyr) deacylase (gene DTD1). Gene Ontology annotation, biological process: tRNA metabolic process. The record is from RefSeq and is a predicted model, not a curated record. Gene Ontology annotation, molecular function: D-tyrosyl-tRNA(Tyr) deacylase activity. NCBI's taxonomy places the organism in Eukaryota, Fungi, Ascomycota, Saccharomycetes, Saccharomycetales, Saccharomycetaceae. The transcript has 2 exons. Gene Ontology annotation, cellular component: cytoplasm. Bases 1 to 456 code for a protein of 151 amino acids.
AUGAAAAUUGUGUUACAAAAAGUGAGCCAAGCCUCUGUCGUGGUGAAUUCACAGACAAUUUCAAGUAUCAAGAAAGGCUAUAUGCUGCUAGUUGGUAUUUCUACAGAAGACACUGAAGAAGACAUCAACAAAUUGUCGAACAAAGUGUUAAAUUUGAGAAUUUUUGAAGAUGCUAAUGGUGAAAAUUUCUGGAAGCAAAAUAUCAAGGACGUCAACGGUGAAAUUUUAUCCAUUUCACAGUUUACUUUAUUAGCGAAGACGAAGAAAGGUACUAAACCUGAUUUCCACAUGGCUCAGAAGGGACACAUUGCUAAGGAAUUAUAUGAUUUAUUCUUAGAAAAUCUACAAAAAGGAUUAGGCAAAGAUAAGGUUCAAGACGGUGAAUUUGGUGCAAUGAUGAAUUGUCACCUAACAAAUGAGGGUCCCAUUACCAUUAUACUUGAUAGUAAACAAUAG